Messenger RNA from Plutella xylostella (diamondback moth), 1848 nucleotides. The record is from RefSeq and is a predicted model, not a curated record. NCBI's taxonomy places the organism in Eukaryota, Metazoa, Arthropoda, Insecta, Lepidoptera, Plutellidae.
AUGCGCCCCGACGGCAAGAUAGCGCAGUCAGGGUGUCCGGGUAUCUGUGGCCCGCAGGCCGCCACCACCGCCACCCUGUCGUUCUCGAGCUUCCGCACCUCGUUCACCUCCAAUGUCAAUUACCUGAAACGAAGAUUCAGCUCUGGAGACCUGCAGUCGGAGUGCGAUGAGGGCGAGGUGGACCCCUACACGGGGCAGCCGGCCACCACCAGCCAGCCCAAGCCGCAGAGCCAGAGGCCGACCUCCCAGGCGACGGGUGGCAGUAUAAGCAGCCAGUCUUCCAUCACGUCGGCGGCGCCGGCGGCCCCCGCGGCCCCGGCGGGGGGCGACCUGUCGCUCAACCUGCGCGGGGGCUCGCGGGGGACCUCCGCCCCCUCGUCCCCCGCCAAGUCGCGGGAGUCUCUGCUGCAGCGCGUGCAGUCGCUCACUGGCGCCGCCAGGGACCAGGGCGCCAAUUUACUUGGGAGCGUAACAUCGGUGGCAUCAGUGGGGCGCGGGUACAACCGCGACCGCUGCGUCACCCUGCUCGUGGUGGACGACCAGAACACGGACUGGAGCAAGUACUUCCGCGGCCGCCGCCUGCCCGGCGAGUGGGACAUCCGCGUCGAACAGGCUGAGUUCAGGGAGCUGUCGGUGACCGCGAACUCGGACGGGGCCAACGUGUCGAUGGCGGUGUACCGCGGAGGCACCAAGGUCACGCGGUGCUUCAAGCCGGAGUUCGUGCUGGUGCGGCAGAACGUGCGCGACGCGGGCGCCGACCACCGCUCGCUGCUGCUCGGCCUCAAGUUCGGGGGCGUGCCGGCGCUGAAUAGCCUCAACUCCAUCUACCACUUCCAGGACCGACCCUGGGUGUUCGGGCACCUGCUACAGCUGCAGCGGCGCCUCGGCCGGGAGAACUUCCCGCUCAUCGAGCAGACCUACUACCACAACCACACUGACAUGGUGUCGGCCCCGAAGUUCCCGGUGGUGAUCAAGAUAGGGCACGCGCACAGCGGCGUGGCUAAAGUGAAAGUGGAUACUAUCACCGAUUUUCAGGACAUCGCGGGCGUGGUGUCCAUGCUGGGCACCUACAGCACGGUGGAGCCCUACAUCGACGCCAAGUACGACAUACACAUACAGAAGAUCGGCAACAACUACAAGGCUUUCAUGCGCAAGUCCAUCUCGGGCAACUGGAAGACCAACCAGGGCUCGGCAAUGCUCGAGGCCAUCGGGAUGAACGACCGCUACAAGAUGUGGAUCGACGAGGUGAGCGAGAUAUUCGGCGGCCUCGAAGUCUGCGCGCUCGAGCUGGUGGUGGGCAAGGACGGGCGCGAGCACAUCAUCGAGCUGAACGACUCCGCCACCUCCUUCAUGGGCGACUCGCAGGAGGAGGAUCGCCGCCACCUCGCCGACCUGGUGUUCCAGCGCAUGCAGAACGUCUGCCGUCCCGGCACCAUAACGAAGCCGGUGGCGCGUUCAUCCGUCUCCAGCAGCGCAGCGGUGUCCCCCGAGGAGCGCGUGGGGGCCGUCCCGGGUGGGCCCCCGCGCGACCCGCCGCCCGCGCCGCUCACCGCCGGCGCGUCCAUCGACCGGCCGCUGCCGCCCAUCCCGGCGGAGCCCGCGCAGGCGCCGCCGCCGCCGCCGCUGUCGAGACGGGACUCUCAAAUUUCGCAGACAUCAGCGGUGUCGUCCACGUCGGCCGCCCCGACCGCCGCCGCCGCCGCCGCCACCGCCUCGCCCGCGUCCGGCGCCGGCGCGCGCGGCGGCUUCGCGCGGCAGGGCUCGCUCAGCGCCACGCUCACCGAGGACGCAGAGGACACCAUGAAGAACCUCCGGAAAACAUUCGCCGGCAUCUUCGGAGACAUGUAA